AUGUUUCUGUCUCUUCCUACGCUGACUGUCCUCAUUCCAUUUAUCUCUUUGGCAGGACUGUUCUACUCGGCCUCCGUGGACGAAAACUUCCCCCAGGGCUGCACUAGCACAGCCAGCCUGUGCUUCUACAGUCUGCUCCUGCCCAUUACCAUCCCCGUGUACGUGUUCUUCCACCUGUGGACGUGGAUGGGUAUUAAGCUCUUCAGGCAUAAUUAGUGCACCCAGAGCCAAGAUGGUAUAUAUGUUAAUGAUAAGUCUUGAGUGUCUCACUCAACUGCAUGAAAAUACUGGAAACCCACUUAGUUUUCAGGAAAGAUGCUUUACUUUGCUUCUGUCAGGCUGAGGACUAUGGGAGACUUACAUUGCAGAAGCUUCUUUGAUUAUAGUUUGGUUCUGCCCUUGUUUUUUGAAGGUUUUAAUUUAUAACUGCUAUGUCAGAAGAAACAUUUAAACACGCUGUCUUAUUGGAAAUUAACAAUCCCAACCAUCACCUAAUGACUUAUUUCUUAUCUCUUUCAUCCAAAUAUUAAUAAUUUGAAAUUUUUAUGUUUGUUUGAGAUUCAAUCUGUGAUAAAGUCACAUGUUCUACAGAUAACUGAAAUAAUUCCAAAGGGCUAUGUUGGAGUGUUAUAGAGAAAUGCAUUUGAACUAGUGUGAUAUAAAACUAAUAAAAUUGAAACUUCAUUUACUU
Molecule: messenger RNA, 691 nt
Organism: Pipistrellus kuhlii (Kuhl's pipistrelle)
Lineage: Eukaryota; Metazoa; Chordata; Mammalia; Chiroptera; Vespertilionidae
Gene: PIGY
Product: phosphatidylinositol glycan anchor biosynthesis class Y
Exons: 1
Coding region: 1-216 (71 amino acids)
Source: RefSeq, a predicted model, not a curated record